Messenger RNA from Pieris macdunnoughi, 462 nucleotides. NCBI's taxonomy places the organism in Eukaryota, Metazoa, Arthropoda, Insecta, Lepidoptera, Pieridae. The record is from the annotation of a GenBank genome assembly.
AUGGCUUCAGCAAUUAUUAAGUUCAGUGCCUUGUUAAUGAUUCUUGGCUUCUGCUCGGCCGAUAUUGGUGAAAGUCCAGUAACAGAAGUAUGCUUAGGAUGCAUAUGUCAGGCUGUGUCAGGGUGCAAGGAAGGCACACUUUGCGAUGGUGACGCGUGCGGUCUGUUCCGCAUAACGUGGGCAUACUGGGCUGAUGCUGGUAAACCAACUCUGCCUGGAGUAUCUCCCGACUCCACUGAUGCAUACUCUUCAUGCGCGAACAGUCCACAAUGCGCAGCUUUGACAGUACAAAACUACAUGAGACGAUUUGGACAGGACUGCAACAACGAUGGUGUCGUCAAUUGCUACGACUACAUGGCGAUCCACAAACUUGGAGGCUACGGGUGCAAAGGCGAUGUUCCCUACCAGUACGCUACUGUAUUCAACCAAUGUGUAGCGGCCGUUGCAGCUCAUCAAGGCUAA